This is a messenger RNA of Stegastes partitus (bicolor damselfish), 2082 nucleotides long. It is a transcript of the gene tmub2, whose product is annotated as transmembrane and ubiquitin-like domain containing 2. The record is from RefSeq and is a predicted model, not a curated record. NCBI's taxonomy places the organism in Eukaryota, Metazoa, Chordata, Actinopteri, Pomacentridae. The coding region runs from base 235 to 1221 and encodes 328 amino acids. Gene Ontology annotation, biological process: ERAD pathway. The transcript is spliced from 3 exons. Gene Ontology annotation, molecular function: protein binding.
UCACACCUGAUCAGAACGCGGCCACCGCUCCGUUAUUAUCCGUUAUUACCGGUCAGACGAGGCUCUCCGGUCGGCGGAUCAACAGGUUGAGACCGGGCUGUGGAAGCGGCGCCGUGCUGACGUCACGCCGCCUCUGUGUUUGUUAUGCGGUCUGGAGCAGCAGCUGCUAACUAGCACCGAGCCUCGUCUUCAAACAUGCUCUGAUUCCACACCUGCCAGGUUUGGAGGACAGAGAUGGCAGUGUGUGCACUGACCAUGUUGGAUGGCAUGGAGGACGAGGUAACGGCAGCAGGCGGCGUUCUGCUCCUGGUCCUGGCCCUCAUCUUGGCUUGGCUAUCGACCCACGUGGCCGACCGGGGAGACCACAUCCUGGGCACCAUCCUCACCGUGGGCGCUCACGCCUCUCUGAUUGGACUGGGAGGCCACGAGAACUACAGCGGGGGUCCCGCCGGCGCAGACGCCCCCGAACAACAGACUCCUCCGCCGUCACAGGAGAACAAGCCGGACGACAGCGAGCCAGCGACGGAGAGAGGAGAGGGUGAGGGGACAGGGGAGGGAGCUGAGGGGGUUUGGACAGAUCUGCUGCUGGACAUACAGAGCAAACAACCUCAGGCCGGAAGACUGAACGCUUCUGAUGGAGAGGAUGCUGAUGAGGAGGAGGAGGAGGAGGAUGAAGAAGAGCUGGAGGAGGAAGAAAAGAAGGCUAUAAAGCCAGUUUUGACCACCGCCAGUACGACCACUUCCAUCUCUGUCCGCUUGAAGUUUUUAAAUGACACAGAGGAGGUGGCAGUCGUAGAACCACAAGACACAGUGGGAAUACUGAAAAGCAAAUGUUUCUCAGGUCGGGAGCAUCAAAUUAAAUUAAUUUACCAAGGCCAGUUGCUGCAGGAUCCCAAGCGGACUCUGUUAUCCCUGAACAUCACGGACAACAGCGUGAUCCACUGCCACGUGUCCCAGGCCCUGCACGAGGCCGGUCCAGACGAAGGAGCUCAGUCCGGGGCGGGAGCCGGAGUCGGAUCUGGGGUCUCUGGAGGAUUCAGGGCUGCCGGUGUGGCCAUCAGCACCAGCAGCCUGGUGGUGCCUGUGUUCGUGGUGAUACUGGCCGUGGUGUGGUACUUUCGCAUCAACUACCGGCAGUUCUUCACCGCCCCCGCGACCAUCUCCCUCGUGGGAGUCACUGUGUUCUUUAGCUUUCUGAUAUUCGGGAUGCACAGCCGCUGAAAAGGCAAAAGAGAGGGCACACGCUCAGAGCUGAAUGUUGCGAGGUGAAGUUAAAAAAAAAAAAAGAAAAAAAAAGUAAAAAUAGCUGCAGCGGUGGGCGAGCGUCUGGAGAGAUGGACUAAUCAAAAAUGGCGUUGGUGCAGAUGCCACAGCUGAUCUGUGUGUUUGUAGGCGGCGAGGUGAGCCCGUUUGUGCAUGUACCAAGAAAAGACGGAUGAGUGAUUGUACAGUGUAAGUGCAGUAAAUAAUAACCUGCAGCGAGUGAGAAGUUUGCUUUAACUGAAAUAUAAUUUAGCUUCUCUGCAAACAUGACUUAGUGGUUCACACCAUGUUGUAACACUCUGGCUUUAUCUCGUCAUUUAAGGUUCACCAUGCUUUCCUGUGCGUUGUUCUUUUUCAGACCACUGUGUUUUAAGGAAAAAAAAAAUAAAUAACUGAUAGAUGCAAGAAUCUAAAAUCAUUUUUGGAACCACUCACUGUUGUGCUGUGUGUGCCAGUUUGACUCUGUACCUUUAUUUGAUGUUAUUUGAAUGAUUCAAGCUCCCUGUAAGCUAAUAUAAACUGUACAACUGCCUCAGUGUAAGACUGAUUAUCUUCUUUUUUGUUGCUCCAAAAUGUUGCUCUGUAGAAAUAGGCUAAUUUAAACAAUCACUAGAUGUGGAAAUAGACACUUUUUUGAGAGGAUGCUGUAAAUAUGUUGUGUAUUUUCUGUAAAUAAGAUGAUAGAAUGAAUCAGAUGAACCUGCAUCUGGCACUUAAAGAUUUGAAGGGGAGGGGAGGGGGGGGAUGUUCAACCCUUCUGAUUAUUGCUGGACUGCUCUGGUUUCAGUCGUAUCUCAAAUUAAAGCAUUUCAAACCAAA